Molecule: messenger RNA, 552 nt
Organism: Fibroporia radiculosa
Lineage: Eukaryota; Fungi; Basidiomycota; Agaricomycetes; Polyporales; Fibroporiaceae
Exons: 2
Coding region: 1-552 (183 amino acids)
Source: RefSeq, a predicted model, not a curated record
AUGGGCAGACCAGACACUGGCCGCAGACAUCCGCACGACCACUCUCAUACUCCGGCUGCUCGCCCGACCACGCCCGUGAACGUGGUCACUUACCGCUACCAGGACCGCAUGGUCUAUGUCACGCCUGCAGCAACAUAUGAGGAAGCAGUCCGCUACGCACAGACCGUCUUUCCAGAUGAGCUCGCCCACGUCGACAAAAGCCGCAUCAUGUUCUCUGUGAGCGUCACCUCCCCCGAUGGCUCGCGCAGCGUCCAAAUUGGCCCCAUGGCCUGGGCAGCCGUCACAGCCUCCCUCGCCCAAUACGAAAUAAUCGACGUCGUGGUCAACCCGGAAGUCAUCAUCCAGGACAUGGAUGCGGAUGGGCUACCGCCAUACCACCGGCAUCUGGAUGUUCCAAACGAAGAAAAGCGCGAAUACCGUUCGCGCUCCGCCUCGCCAUCUCGAGCAAAGUCACGCACCCCGUCUCCGAACUCGUCUUCGAGUUUCGGUCGGACAGGAAAGAGACAGAGCUGGCUUGAGAAGCUCGAAAGACAUCUGCCUGGAUCAUCAUAG